AUGCCCAAAUUUAUCGGACGUUGGUUCCCAAGGAGCGACAAAACAGACGAACAAGACUUUUAUACGGCAAGUAUGUUGCUCCUGUUAAAACCCUGGUGCUUGAUAUCAGCCAAUUUGCUUGGAACACAUAUUACUUGGGCGGACAGCUUCUCACAUUUUAUGCUCAGUGCAUCCCCACAGACUAAAAAUAUCCUCACUAACAUUCAAUAUUUUCAUGAAUGUUCGGACAGGGCGAAAAACCUGAUAGAUUAUUCGAUGCAGGGAGGCAUUCUCACACAGUGCGAGGUUGAUGUACAACAACAAGAACAAGUGGUAGAAGAUGAGGAGGAGACAGAACUGACGGAGUGGGAUGUCGAACACACCAAAGCUUCUUGUGUAUCAUCGCAUCUCGAGAACUUCUGCAUAGAUGCCCUAGCAAUCGCCGGCACCAGUGGAAUUUUUCCAACUUUGCCUGUUGAAACCGUAUAUCGUCAAGGUGCACAAACGGCAAUGAUGGAUGGAUGA
Laccaria bicolor S238N-H82 is the source of this 504-nucleotide messenger RNA. RefSeq lists its product as uncharacterized. The record is from RefSeq and is a predicted model, not a curated record. The transcript has a single exon. The coding region runs from base 1 to 504 and encodes 167 amino acids. Lineage: Eukaryota; Fungi; Basidiomycota; Agaricomycetes; Agaricales; Hydnangiaceae.